This is a messenger RNA of Arabidopsis lyrata subsp. lyrata, 1649 nucleotides long. RefSeq names its product putative F-box/kelch-repeat protein At3g24610. The record is from RefSeq and is a predicted model, not a curated record. NCBI's taxonomy places the organism in Eukaryota, Viridiplantae, Streptophyta, Magnoliopsida, Brassicales, Brassicaceae. Gene Ontology annotation, molecular function: protein binding.
AGAACAAUCGAAAAACAAAAAAAAUCAAUAAGAACAAUCGAAAUAAAUCUUAUAAGAUAGUUUCUCUUUGAAUCCUUCUCAAUCCUCACAAAACUUAAACCUAAACCUAAUCCAAAAAAGAGAGAACUCACUCUCGUGAAAUAUUCUGAUCUAUACUAAAUUAUAUAAUUCAGUCAUCAAUCGAGCAAAGUCAGAAGUGUGAUGAUGUCCAAAGACGCUCCCGAAGUGGCAACACAUAGUAAGAGGAGGAAGAAAGAGGACGGCGAAAGUCAGAAGUGUGAUGAUGUCCAAAGACGCUCCCGAAGUGGCAACACAUAAUAAGAGGAGGAAGAAAGAGGCAUCUUCGUCGUCAUCGUCAAGGUUUCUACAUUCUUUGCCAGAAGCGGUGGCUAUAAGUUGCUUAGCCUGCGUAUCAAGAUUGGACCAUGCAGCCUUAUCUCUCGUCUCCAAGACCUGCCGGUCAAUGGUUCUUUCGUCCGAGCUCUACCAGACACGAUCGUUGACGGGUUACGCUGAGAAAUUCCUCUAUGUAUGCUUCUGCAUGCCUACUGACGAAACUCCUCGUUUGUUCAUCUUCCGCCCAACUAAAGAUGCUGCCAUCAGGAACAAUGUGAAUCUAGCUCACGGUGCUCACCCGAUCCCCUCGUUCCCCAGUCAACAACGGAAAGGAUCUUCCGUGGUGGCGUUGGAUAGGGGGAUCUAUGUCAUCGUUGGAUGGGUUAAUGGCAAUCGCUUGUCCCGUGUCUUGCUGUUCGUUUGUCGGUUUCACAAGUGGCACCACGUGACUUCCAUGAGAGUGCCUCGUGUUUCCCCCGAGGUCCGCGUGGUGGAUGGAAAGAUAUACGUGUGGGGAAGCUGCAUGUACAAACAUUACUCCAACUGGGGAGAAGUAUUCGACCCAAAUACACAAACUUGGGCUGAUAUGCCAAUUUCAAAGCCAGUGGUGGAGGAGAAGAUUUACGUGGUGAAUUCAUGGGAUGAUGGAAGCUUUUACUACUUGCCGAGCCAGAGUAAAUGGGAAACAGGGAAUCAAGAUUCAAAGCGUAGCAAGGAUUGGUGUCUAAUAGAUAAGUUGAUAUACAGUUAUGGUAACGACGGGGGUAUAUAUUGGUGUGAGGCAGGGGAGUUAGAUUGGUGUGAUGCAGUGAAGAUUGAUUGGAGGGAGGUGUUGGGUUUGGAGUUUUUGUCAAUGGCGCUCCGUGAAUCGAGAGUGGUACACUUUGGUGGGAAAAUGGUAAAAGUGUGGGAGUCCUAUAAGAUCAUGUACAAUAUCAGCAAAAACCUUGAAGAAUUACUUCCCGAGACCAUAUUGACCAACUUGAUCAACCUUGGUAAGAAUGUUUUGGUCUUUUGGGAAAAGCUCGAACGUGGUGGUGAUUACAUGAGCAUGGAGAUUUGGUGUGCGGAGAUUUCGUUGGAAAAGUGGGAAGGAGGCCAGAUUUGGGGCAGGUGUGAUUGGUGCCAUCCUAUCCUCGCAAUCGAUCUUCUCACGGUUGAUCCUCUCUUCUGCCACUUUAAGGUCUUGUAUUCUAUCCCUGUUGACGUUUGAAAACUUGGAUUUUCUUGUACUUUAAGAAUUAUUUUUAUAUAUGAUUCAUAAAAUCACACUUCUAACAAGAAGUUGUUCAGGGCACUAGCUAUGUUUCUAU